AAAGACGCGUUAUCGCUUAUUUUUUGUUGGAGAAUGAAUACCGUAUUCAUAAUCGAUUGCAUUAUUAUAUAUUUAUAUGGUUUGGAAAUUGUAUUCAACAAUUUAUCAAAAUUGUGAAAUCCUUUUUGUGACCACGCCUCUGAUGAGUCUGGUACGGCGUGACGCCAAAUCAAGUUGUGUUGACAUCAAGCUAACGGCUAAUAACAGGAGAUCAACCAACCCUUGUCGACUUGCUAGCUAGAUCCAACAUUAAUGUUCUGAUGGUGUUAUUCGGAUAUUCGUGGUCUCGCACACAUGCUCGUGGUGUUCUGUGCAUUAGACAUGCAGAACGGAUAUAACGAGAUUGGGUUUGUGCAGCAAAUUCUUAGCUUGAAUUUGGUCCCUAGGAAAAAUGGCACCAAUCGAGGCAACGACACAUCGCUUAGCGACUUCUCAGAGAUGUGGUAUGGAGUCUUCUUGUGGGCUGCUGUCUCUUCACUGGUGUUCCACCUACCUGCUGCUCUCCUGGCCCUCGCCACCCUGCGACAACACAAAAUAGCCCGCUUCAUGCCCAUUGCCAUCAUACUGAUGAGUAUCGUGGGCCCUGUGUGUGGUGGUGUCCUUACCAGUGCCGCCAUUGCUGGGGUGUACAAAGCAGCAGGGAAGAGGAUGAUCUCCUUGGAGGCAUUGGUGUUUGGAGUGGGCCAGUCCUUCUGUGUCCUCAUUAUCUCCUUCUUAAGAGUCCUAGCUACACUCUAGCACUGGGACACAGGAACUCAAAGAGGGUGAGGGGGGGGGGGAGAACAUGCAAUCAGCAGGACGGCAUAUGCAAGAAAGCUGUUCCUUCAGAGGCCUUAUUUUCUAUAUCUGUUACCGGAUGACUUUGUUUGAUACAUGAUUAUUUGCCAAAGUGGUAUAUUUCAGGGCUGGCCAGGGGCUCUCUGUUUUUCUAUGUGUGUUAUUUUUCAUUCAGAUUGUUGUGUGUUGCUGUUGCACUAUACUCAGAACAAGCCUUCUCAUUUUGUGUGUUAUAGAUGUAUCAUGCACAUAGCUGAGAAUGAAACAUUCCAGCAUGCAGGAAAUUUGUGCUCUACAAUUUGAAUGAGUACACUCCAUUUACUGUCUCAAUAGUUCCACAACCUGGUAAAGACUACAAGUCUGAUGUGCAUGCCUUCAGACAAACACUAAAGGAGAGCAUUGUCUGCUCUGUUCCACCACAGACCAAUCAGCUUAAAUACAAUGUCUUGACUGAGGUGUGAUGUAUUCACAAUGAGGCACAGUGCUCGAUGAUAUUGAAGUAUAAAUAUCUAAGUCAGACAUAGCUACAACUUUAAGCUUUGUUAUUUCCACGUGUAUAUUUUUCUCUCUCUCUUCAUAUCCCAACUUGGGGUGUGUCUAAUUAUAAUUAAAAAAUAUAUAUAUUUAAGUCCAUUCCAGCUUCUUCUGUAAGCAGAGGCAAUAGAGAGAAGUGGAGACAAUGAAGAGAAUGAAAGUUGCAAGUUCCCAAUCUCUUUGUAUAUUGCUGAGCAAACCAUAGGGAAUAAUGUUGACUAAUCUCAUAUUUAUUUUAUUUUCCUUAAAUAUAAUUUUUUCAAUAUUGUUAGGGUAUUUUUAGAUAGUUGAUCCGUGGGUUAUAUCAGUGUAUAUACAAAAUACUUUUUCUGAGAGGAAUCUUUACACAUAAAUUGCAGACUGUUCUAAGUUCUCUGGUGGCGUCAGUGUGCUUAUAUAAUUUAAUCUCUUUUGAGAACCUUCGCAGCAUUGCUCAGUUUUUGCUAAUGUUCUAUUGGCCUUAAUAAUGGUAAAGGUGUACAGUAUGUAGGAAUAGUGUAAUAUAUUGUUACUUUGGCAUUGAUUAUGCUAAACUAAUAAGAGGCAACCUCACUCUAAACCAUGAAUGUGAAUCAGAUUUCUGUAAAAUUCCUUGUGGGAUUUCUUCAAUCUUUUUACCAAAGAGAACCUAAAACAAAUGCACACCAGAUUUUAGUUUUAACUGAUAGCCCCUUGUCCCAAAAUCCUACUUUAAUUAAGGGCUCUAUUCAAUCUGUAUCGCUGAAGCAUUACAGAUUUCGGGUUGUAAAGGUAAUUUCCGAUUGAGCCGACAUAUGCAGUGUUUACUGUGAAUGCAGUCUCUGCUAAUGCUGAAACGCUGCCUUUAAAUUUGAUUUGUGCUGUAAUGCUGAACUUCCGUGAUACGGAUUGAAUAGAGCCCUAAAGGUUUCGGUAUUGUGUCCAGACUUAUAAAUCAUGAGCCGUGUGUAAAAACAAGGUAAAAGUCCAACUCAGCAAGAAAAAAGUCCCAAUCCACCAUAGAAAAGCACAGCUUUGCAGAUGUCUCUAUUCUAAGCCAAGAGUAGCAGACUAGUGAAAUCAAGCAUUACAGUCCAACAAAAAGCUUUUUAUGUUUUGUUAUUCAGCAUGGCUACAUGCAUAUUGUUCAAAACUAUCAGCAGUGUAGUGGUCAUUAGUGCAGUAACAAAACCACAUCCUUUUCAAAACACUAGUGUGAGGGACUGGUUAUAGGAACAAAUGAGGAUGGUUGGUCAGCACACUAUUUGGUAGUGGUUCAUUAUUGUAAUGUAGACAGAUUUGUGGUGAUUAAAGUUUCUUAGCAGCAGGCUAGAGCUGUUCUUCUGUCUGGUAGUGAUAUCAUGAGGGGUGACAUGUUGAAAGCCAUGCUCUGCUUAUCUGGGCCUUGAACACCUCAAUUCCACAGAAUGUUUAUUUUUCUAAGGUUCUUUAACUUUCCUUAUUGUAGCAUGACUGCACACUACCUACUGUUUGUUAUAUAGCUAGUUGGUUUGUCUUGCUUUAAAUAAAUGAAUGCUCUUUAUUGCCCAUGUGAUUUUAAUCUAUGGAUUGAUUUUGGUUUUACAAGACAAGGUUGAUUUUAUUACAUUAAAUUAAAGUGCCAAUUGUUAAUAUUUUCAUGUAAUAAAAUAUUUCAGGUUA
Salvelinus fontinalis (brook trout) is the source of this 2931-nucleotide messenger RNA. RefSeq names its product transmembrane protein 170A-like. NCBI's taxonomy places the organism in Eukaryota, Metazoa, Chordata, Actinopteri, Salmoniformes, Salmonidae. Gene Ontology annotation, biological process: endoplasmic reticulum tubular network organization. Gene Ontology annotation, cellular component: endoplasmic reticulum membrane. The record is from RefSeq and is a predicted model, not a curated record. The coding region runs from base 295 to 738 and encodes 147 amino acids. The transcript has 3 exons.